Molecule: messenger RNA, 3311 nt
Organism: Medicago truncatula (barrel medic)
Lineage: Eukaryota; Viridiplantae; Streptophyta; Magnoliopsida; Fabales; Fabaceae
Product: pentatricopeptide repeat-containing protein At1g11290, chloroplastic
Exons: 1
Coding region: 1-2859 (952 amino acids)
Biological process (GO): RNA modification
Molecular function (GO): RNA binding; protein binding; zinc ion binding
Source: RefSeq, a predicted model, not a curated record
AUGGAAACAUCCAUAAAAAAUAAAAAAAAAUCCCCUAGUUUCGGUAUUCCUCAUGGUCUUCCAAAUGAGGCCAUUAAGAUCUAUACUUCAUCGCGGGCACGUGGGAUCAAACCCGACAAACCUGUGUUCAUGGCCGUUGCCAAGGCUUGUGCUGCUUCUCGCGAUGCCUUGAAAGUCAAACAAUUUCACGAUGAUGCAACGCGGUGUGGGGUGAUGUCUGAUGUUUCCAUUGGCAAUGCAUUCAUUCAUGCCUAUGGUAAAUGUAAAUGUGUUGAGGGUGCGAGACGUGUUUUUGAUGAUUUGGUUGCUAGAGAUGUGGUUACUUGGAAUUCAUUGUCCGCCUGCUAUGUUAAUUGUGGAUUUCCUCAGCAAGGUCUUAAUGUUUUUCGCAAAAUGGGAUUGAAUAAGGUGAAAGCGAAUCCGUUGACUGUGUCUAGUAUUUUGCCAGGGUGCUCAGAUUUACAAGAUUUGAAAUCAGGUAAAGAAAUUCAUGGAUUUGUGGUGAGGCAUGGUAUGGUAGAAGAUGUGUUUGUUUCUAGUGCCUUUGUGAACUUCUAUGCAAAAUGUCUAUGUGUAAGAGAAGCUCAAACAGUAUUUGAUUUAAUGCCUCAUAGAGAUGUGGUUACUUGGAACUCGUUGUCCUCGUGCUAUGUCAAUUGUGGAUUUCCUCAGAAGGGUCUGAAUGUUUUUCGCGAAAUGGUAUUGGAUGGGGUGAAGCCGGAUCCGGUGACUGUGUCUUGCAUUUUGUCUGCGUGCUCAGAUUUGCAGGAUUUGAAAUCAGGUAAAGCAAUUCAUGGAUUUGCAUUGAAACAUGGAAUGGUAGAAAAUGUGUUUGUUUCUAAUGCCCUUGUGAACUUGUAUGAAAGCUGUCUAUGUGUAAGAGAAGCUCAAGCAGUAUUUGAUUUAAUGCCUCAUAGAAACGUCAUAACUUGGAACUCGUUGGCCUCAUGCUAUGUCAAUUGUGGAUUUCCUCAGAAGGGUCUAAAUGUUUUUCGUGAAAUGGGACUGAAUGGGGUGAAACCGGAUCCUAUGGCUAUGUCCAGCAUCUUGCCCGCGUGCUCACAAUUGAAAGAUUUGAAAUCAGGUAAAACAAUUCAUGGAUUUGCAGUGAAACAUGGAAUGGUAGAAGAUGUGUUUGUUUGCACUGCCCUUGUGAACUUGUAUGCAAACUGUCUAUGUGUAAGAGAAGCUCAAACAGUAUUUGAUUUGAUGCCUCAUAGAAAUGUGGUAACCUGGAACUCGUUGUCCUCGUGCUAUGUCAAUUGUGGAUUUCCUCAGAAGGGUCUGAAUGUUUUUCGCGAAAUGGUAUUGAAUGGGGUUAAACCGGAUCUGGUGACUAUGCUUAGUAUUUUGCAUGCAUGCUCAGAUUUGCAAGAUUUGAAAUCAGGUAAAGUAAUUCAUGGAUUUGCGGUGAGACAUGGGAUGGUAGAAGAUGUGUUUGUUUGCAACGCCCUGUUGAGCUUGUAUGCAAAAUGUGUUUGUGUACGAGAAGCUCAAGUAGUAUUUGAUUUGAUCCCCCAUCGAGAAGUUGCGUCUUGGAAUGGAAUUUUAACGGCAUACUUUACAAACAAAGAAUAUGAGAAGGGUCUUUACAUGUUUUCUCAGAUGAACAGAGAUGAAGUCAAAGCAGAUGAAAUUACUUGGAGUGUUGUUAUUGGUGGCUGCGUUAAAAACAGCCGAAUAGAAGAGGCGAUGGAGAUAUUUAGGAAGAUGCAAACGAUGGGAUUUAAACCUGAUGAAACAACAAUUUAUAGUAUCUUACGAGCAUGUUCUCUUUCAGAAUGUUUAAGAAUGGGCAAGGAGAUACAUUGCUAUGUCUUCAGGCAUUGGAAAGAUUGGGACUUGGCAAGGACAAACGCUCUAGUAGAUAUGUAUGCCAAAUGCGGUGGUUUGAGUCUUUCAAGGAAUGUCUUCGAUAUGAUGCCUAUAAAGGAUGUUUUUUCAUGGAACACAAUGAUCUUUGCAAAUGGGAUGCAUGGGAAUGGAAAAGAAGCACUUUCACUCUUCGAGAAGAUGCUACUAUCAAUGGUCAAACCCGAUUCUGCUACUUUUACUUGUGUUCUAUCUGCUUGUAGCCAUUCAAUGCUAGUAGAAGAAGGAGUCCAGAUAUUCAAUUCAAUGAGUAGGGAUCAUCUUGUUGAACCUGAAGCUGAGCACUAUACAUGUGUGGUCGAUAUCUAUAGCCGUGCUGGUUGCCUCGAAGAAGCAUAUGGGUUUAUACAGAGAAUGCCUAUGGAACCAACUGCUAUUGCUUGGAAAGCAUUCCUUGCUGGUUGUAGGGUUUAUAAGAAUGUGGAGUUGGCAAAAAUUUCAGCUAAGAAACUAUUUGAGAUUGACCCAAACGGAUCUGCAAAUUAUGUUACUUUAUUCAACAUUCUUGUUACAGCUAAAUUGUGGAGUGAAGCUUCAAAAAUCAGAAAGUUGAUGAAAGAGAGAGGAAUUACAAAAACUCCAGGUUGUAGUUGGUUUCAUGUGGGAAAUAGAGUUCACACUUUUGUUGCUGGAGACAAAAGUAAUAUGGAGAGUGAUAAAAUCUAUAACUUUUUGGAUGAGUUGUUUGCAAAAAUAAAAGCGGCUGGAUAUAAGCCUGACACUGAUUAUGUUCUGCAUGAUAUUGAUCAAGAGGAAAAAGCUGAGAGUCUUUGUAACCAUAGUGAGAAGCUUGCUGUUGCAUUUGGGAUACUUAAUUUGAAUGGACAGUCGACGAUACGGGUUUUUAAGAAUUUGAGAAUAUGUGGUGAUUGUCAUAAUGCCAUUAAGUAUAUGUCCAAUGUUGUUGGUGUGACGAUUGUCGUCAGAGACUCCUUGAGGUUUCAUCACUUCAAAAAUGGAAAUUGUUCUUGUAAAGAUUUUUGGUGAUUAUUUGACUCAGCCUCGUGUAAAAAACUUGGUAAGACUGCAUACAAUACACCCAAAUGGCGGGACCCCUUCUCGAACCCUGCGUAUGCUGGAGCUUUUGUGCACCGAGCUGCCCUUUUUAUUUGACUCGGAUUAUUGGGAAUAAGUCGUCACAAUGAUCCUAUCUGAGUGUGUUUUACUAUGUGUACAACAGGAAAAUACAAUUCCUAUUAUUUUAGAGAGUUGGAUACAUUAUCAAACAACAUACAAAACUAGACAUACAAUUUCUUCUUUGAUUCUCAACUCCCGCUAUCUCUCUUUGUCGUAAAACGAAGGUGGUUAUAGUUACAGCUUUAUUUUGAUUCAUUUGACGAUGAAAUCAGCAAAAGCGAAACAAAACGACGGGUCAUGAGUUCGCAUAUCCUUACCCUCCAUUGCCGUCUUCUCCAUGCCUUAAACUUUUGUACCAGGUC